Molecule: messenger RNA, 487 nt
Organism: Felis catus (domestic cat)
Lineage: Eukaryota; Metazoa; Chordata; Mammalia; Carnivora; Felidae
Product: 60S ribosomal protein L31-like
Exons: 2
Coding region: 1-465 (154 amino acids)
Biological process (GO): cytoplasmic translation
Cellular component (GO): ribosome; cytosolic large ribosomal subunit
Molecular function (GO): structural constituent of ribosome
Source: RefSeq, a predicted model, not a curated record
AUGUGGACACUCCAGCAGCCCAGGAGGGGUCUGGGCAGGGAGAGAGACCACACCAAGCUGCCAACCACGGGACUCACUUUCCAACCCGGGCCUGGCAGGGUGGCUCCCGCAAAGAAGGACGGAGAGAAGGGCCGUUCUGCCAUCAACGAGGUAGUAACCAGAGACUACACCAUCAACAUUCACAAGUGCAUCCAUGGAGUGGGUUGGAAGAAGCAUGCCCCUCGGGCACUCAGAGAGAUCCGGAAAUUUGCUAUGAAGGAGACGGGAACCCCAGAUGUGCGCAUCGACACCAGGCUCAACAAAGCUGUCUGGGCCAAAGGAACAAGGAAUGUUCCAUACCGUAUCCAUGUGCGGUUGACCAGAAAACGUAACAAGGAUGAGGAUUCACCAAACAAGCUCUGUACGUUGGUUACCUAUGUACCUGUCACCACUUUCAAAAAUCUACAGACUGUUUUUUUUUUUUAAUUUUUUUUUUUUUUUUACAUUU